Messenger RNA from Budorcas taxicolor (takin), 1360 nucleotides. It is a transcript of the gene ADISSP, whose product is annotated as adipose secreted signaling protein. The record is from RefSeq and is a predicted model, not a curated record. Bases 297 to 821 code for a protein of 174 amino acids. The transcript has 6 exons. NCBI's taxonomy places the organism in Eukaryota, Metazoa, Chordata, Mammalia, Artiodactyla, Bovidae.
GGCGUGCCCUGGCGGCGGGUGGCGGCGGCGCGGGGCUCUCUCAUGUUCGGCGUUGAGCCCCGGCUGCUGCCGCGGUCUCCAGAGCUGCCGCCGCUGCGGUCGUCCCUGACCGUCGCGGCCUCAGGGUGCUUCCCGCACGCCACAGGCCCAUCAGUGGCCCUGACCCUUGCCCUCCCCUCUGCACUCCCCACCCGUCAGGCUCCUGCUGGUGUCCCUGGAGCAUGGGAGGCUGCUGAGCGUGACUGGUGGUGUCCAGCAGGAGCUGCGUGUCUCACCCUGUGGCAGGGAGGGCGUCCAUGGCUGCAGCCAACAAGGGCAGCAAGUCCAGAGUCCGGAGUAUCCGCUUCGCAGCAAGCCACGAUGCAGAAAGCUCCCAGAGUCACGUCCACUUUGAUGAGAAGCUGCAUGACUCUGUGGUCAUGGUCACCCAGGAGAGCGACAGCAGCUUUCUGGUCAAGGUUGGCUUCCUGAAGAUCCUGCACAGGUAUGAGAUUACCUUCACUCUACCCCCAGUGCACAGGCUGAGCAAGGACGUCCGAGAGACACCUGUCCCCAGCCUGCACCUCAAGCUCCUCAGCGUCAUGCCCAUCCCAGAAGGUUACAGCGUCAAGUGUGAGUACUCAGCGCACAAGGAGGGCGUCCUCAAGGAGGAGAUGCUGCUAGCCUGUGAAGGUGGCCCCGACACCUGCGUGCGCGUGAUGGUGCAGGCACGCGUCAUGGACCGACACCACGGCACACCCAUGCUGCUAGACGGCGUCAGGUGCGUGGGUGCUGAGCUAGAAUACGACUCCGAGCAUAGUGACUGGCGCGGCUUCGACUGAGGCCCUCGGUGCCACCUGCCUCAGGGCCCUCGGCCUUAAACCCAGCCUCAUCCCCCAGAUGCUGCAUGACGGUGCGGCUUCCUCCCCCUUCCCCAGGGUGGGUGUGCAGGCGGAGGGUCCAUGGGCCUCUACGCUAGAGCCUUGCCCACGCCUCUCACCUCAUUUAAUGUGCCACCUCCCUGCCCCUCCAACGUCCUCUUCUCCCACUUUCUCCUAUGUGCCUCAGCCUCCUGCUGGAAGAAAUGGAUUGAGCCCCCAAGGAGGCUAUCUGAGGAGGGCCAGGGGAGGGCCUGGGGUGGCUUUUACCCACCCCCACCCCAGCCAUAAGGGCUCCAGUCAGAGCCUAGGAGAGGAGGGAGCUGGCUCUGUGGUGGAGCUGUCUCGCUUUAGCCACCUCUCUUUUCUACUCCGUUUUUUCCACUGCUGUCCAUGGUGAGGAGGAGGGAGAUGCAGUUCCCAAUCCCUACCCCCUAGGUCUGUGUUGUUUUUAAAUGACUGGUUGGGAUAAAAUCCUGAAGAAAUAAAACUUCCAGUGGAUA